Molecule: messenger RNA, 3920 nt
Organism: Physella acuta
Lineage: Eukaryota; Metazoa; Mollusca; Gastropoda; Physidae
Product: myb-like protein V
Biological process (GO): cytoplasmic microtubule organization; mitotic spindle midzone assembly; positive regulation of cytokinesis
Cellular component (GO): cytoplasmic microtubule; centrosome; mitotic spindle pole
Molecular function (GO): microtubule binding
Source: RefSeq, a predicted model, not a curated record
CUCGAUUCCAGAUUGUUGUUCUGUUGUCAAAGAUGGCCGACAGUUGAAAUUUGGUUUAAAUAUAUAAUGCCUGAUGGUGCUAUAAUCAUUUCCUCAAGUGUCUUAGUAAUAGUAUAGUAAAUGUAUAGUAAUAAUGCCGGGGCAAAUUAGUAUGACGACGAUGGGCGAUGCAGAAGUUUCUUUAUUUUCACUUGAACUUGUUGUUGAAAAGGUGUACAUUCCUCAUGUGCCAUGUCGUUUUCCUGCUAUUGCGUUCAGAUUGUUGGACUUUCCGACCAUAGUUAUAAAACAUGUAGAGGAUGAUUUGGGAAAAGCUAUUCGAAACAAAAUUGCUAUGGAUCCAUACUAUAAAAUACCUGAACAGUUUAUUGAAUUAAAAGAUAAACAUGGCAAUUUCAUGGUUAAAAAAGGAAAAUCCUGCUUAUUCAAAAUUUCUGCAGAAGUAUUAAAACAGCAUCUUUCACAGACACCUUUAUAUGUUAUGCUUAUUGAUCUUUUUCCUGAGGUACCAAAGCUAAUUGGAAAUAGUUCUGUACCUCUAAAUACAUUAAUUGAAUCUAUUUGUGUGGAUAUUGUAAAGCUAGGAUCAACAGUGCCUUCAGUACAUGGAGAUAAAGGUCUUUUCAAAGUUUAUAAUCUAAUGGGUAAAGAAAUAGGCUACUUUGUGCUUGGCUUUCGUCUACUUUGUUUAGGGCCAAGUUUGAUUCCACAUAUUCCAGACUCUGUAUUAUUUCAUCAGAAAAAUACAGCACUUGAAAAUAUAGAAAAUGAAAAUCUUAAGCAACAAAUUCAUCUAACUGAAGAGAAAAAUGAUAAUAAGCAUGCACUGAAAGACCACAAGCAUUCUUCAUCCAUGACAGAACCAAUGCAAAGAGAUGUACUUCUUCAAACUAUUGAAAUGGAAGACAAAGCUGUCCUUGUGUCUUUAGAAGAUAACAAAACUAAUGAAAAGAAAGAUAUACAUAUGAUGCAGACCAUUUCCACUCAAACUGAUAAAGUUAAAAAUAAGGAAGUAAAACAAAUACAAAAGAAAUGGCUUGAACAUUUUGACCAUCAAAAUGAUGAUGAUAUAAUUAUAAACAACAUAGUGUGUCCACCACCAAUGUUUUAUAACAGUGAAGCAUCACCUAUGAUAAAAAUUAUGAAACAGACCCCAGUAUCUCUUUUGCAUAAAGAUGACUCAUCUGUCACAGACUUAUCAGAGAUUGAAAGUUUUGAUGGUUAUGGUUUACAUAUCGGAAAGCCCAAGAAGAUAAAUACUGUUGAUACAGAUCUUAAAUUAGGUGUAAGUAACCCAUCUCCACCAAAGUUGCUGAUUCCUCAAGCAAGACCAGGGGAACACAUACAAGGAUUAUCAGUAGCACCAACUGCUGGGUCCAUUUUCCCUCUGUUAACAGCUCUAAUUAAUGAACUGUCAUAUAUUCAAAAUCCACAACUGCUACUAAAUUUGCAAAACCAAAUACAAGCAAGUGCCACCUUAAAAAAUCUUAAACCUAAAGAACAGGUUGUUGUAACUAAACCACAUGAUGAGCCAAAGGGAGAAAAGCUGUCUCCUUCUGUUGUUUCAGCAGUAGCUGCAGCACUAACUAAAAAGUUAGAAAAUUCUAAAGCAAAUGUGGAAAAAGACAAAAAAGAACUUGUUCAUGUUGGUAACAAUCAAAACAUAAUCAGCGCAGAAGAUAAAAGUACAAAAUCAAAACAAAGCCUGAUUAACAAAAACUUAAAAGGUAAACUUGUGUUUGGUAUGACAAAUACUCAACGAUUGAGAUUGCAAAAGACAAAUCCUCAAUGGUUGAAGCUUGCAGAGAAGGCAGCUGCUGAUCUUAAAACUAAAAAAAUUACCAGCUCACAAAAGCCACCAGAAAUAGAUGAAGUGAAUGCAACCACUUUUUCUGACACUCUGACUGAAAUUAGACGACUAGCUGAGAAAGAACUGCAUAAUACAGUAGGAGGAGACACUCUUUUAAAUGUUGCCAGUGAAGUAGAAAGUUUAGAACCAAAAAAAUAUCCUUCAAAGAAAAGAGCGCAAAAGAAAAAAUUAAAUGAGACCAGUGUUCUAGGCAAAGCAAGAACACACAAAGUUGGUGGUAAAACAAGAAGUGAAAUUUCUUUUAGUAAGAGCCAGGGAGAAAAACAAAUAUUUUCACCUUUGGAGAAUAAGAGCCCUCAAACAAAUGUGGAUGCUACUGAUGAUAAUGAUGAUCAAAUCAGCACCCACAGUGAUGUCUUGAGCUCUAGGAGUAGGUCCAUAGAGGUUCGUCUUCCUUCAGCAGAACCAGACAUCGAUAUUUCUUCUAGUGCUGAUGAAAGUGAUGAGGAAAUACCUUUACCAGAUGAUAGUGUGCAAGAAAAUAACAAAAUACAAGUUUUGAAUUUCCCUAGGUAUUUGUCCCAAGAGAAAUCUCUACCAGAUUCCAUUAAUGGUGAGCCUAAUGCUUCUUUAAAUGUUAGUGGAGCUCUUGAAGAAAACUCUCCCCUUGAGUCAACUCGCCAUUCUAAAAGCCUAACGUCUGACCAGAAUGAUUCAAGGGUGUUGCAGUCAACAGAAUAUGACACUCGCCAAUAUUUAUCAACAGAUGAACCUGAGCUACAAGGUUUAAUGAGUGAAGAUGGUAAUGUUUCAGAUGCCGCUGAGAGUGGCAGGAAGUCUGUCUCAAUAGUGAGGACAUCACAGAAAUUUCCUGUAAUUAACCCACAGUUGUCUGAAAAUUCUCCUGUGCCGUCCAUAAGAAGAUCUGCAGCAAAGUUUGACCCGUCUGCUUACAGUUACAUACCAUCCAUUGCUGACUCAAAGAAUAGAAUCUCACCCACCUCUCCCAGACCAUCCCCUCCUAAGAGUAAUGUUUCAAGUAGAACAAAGUCAGACCAAGCACCAAAAGCCCAGAACAAUCUGGCAGCUAGCCCAAAGCUUCCCAUAACACCCCGAUCUUUAGUCGCCAGUCCAAAAUAUCCCAUUCCUCGCCCACGAAAGCCUAUUAGAGAGUCCAUUCACACAGAUUCUUUAAGUUCUUAUAUGCCUUCUGAUCCUGACAAUGUCAUUGUAUCAUUAUCAAGCAACUCUGGAAACUAUUCAGAUGAUUUUCUACAGUUAGAAAGUGGAGAGAGUGCUGAUCCAUCUGUAGAGCAGUUCCCAAAGAUUAUUUCAAGUGCUAAGCUAGGAUACACCAUAACGUAAACAUAAAUCAUUGAAACAGAAGAAAGAACUACAACACUUUUUUAUUACCAUUGAUUAAAAAAUAUAGAGUAAUUAAACUUUUAACACAAUUUUUUUUUUCUAAAUGUAUUGUACUUAUAAUCCAUCAUAACAUUGUAUUAAUAUUAGCUCUAAACUUGAACCAAUAGGUUCCUACUAAAGUUUAUUACUUUCCUGUUCAGUGAAAUAUAUAAUAAUUAUAGACAAGCACCUUGAUAUUGUAAACAAUUUGUAAUAUUUUAAUAUUUAUAUUUAAAAUGUUAAUGUCUUCAUCUUACUUUUAGUUAUUAAAGCAUAGAAUAUUGUAUUCAUCUUUGUAUCACAAUAGUAUAUCACAACAUUAUAUUUGACUUAUUAGAACUAGUUUGAGGUCUAAUCUAUUAUUUGUCAUAAUUCAUAUCUUUUUAAAAUGUGCUUUUGUCUUCAAGUUUUUUUUAUGUAUAGUUAUCCUGUUGUGUCAGUAAAAAAAAAAAGUAUUUAGGUCUCCUUGCAUUUGUAUGUCACACUAAAAUAUAUAAUAACAGGCUCUGUACUGUAGAAAUCUGGAAGCUUUUAAGACAUUUUUCAUUUUGUUAUCUUUAGCAUGCAAUAUAUAUAGAGCAAAAAACAAAAUAAAGGUUACUUUGCCCUGUAUGAACAGAAAAAAAAUGGUCUGUCACAUUAUUUCCAAAGGUUUGUAUUUGAAUAAAAAAAAUAUUUUAUCUAUUCACCCUUUUUUCUUUUGUUA